AUAAAGUUUAAAAUUUUAUUUUAAUUUUUAGGCUAUUUUUAACGCAUGCUGUGGCUAGCUAGUCUUGUUACAGCGAAGGUCCCCUUCAAUCCCAUUUCGGAGUCGGGACCUCAUUUCAGCGAAAGCUUCUUCGAAGAAACGGACAACGACUACUUCUUGACUUGCUUUUCUUGGGAAAGUAACUGACAAAGGGCGGGUUGUCGUUCGUUCUUUGAGCAGCUGACCAAGCCACAAACCACCCAUGGGCAACACCGUCUCGGAGGAGGUGGAGCGACAGUUCCACGACGAAGCAGUUACCCAGAACGGCGUAACCCUGGAAUCUCCAGAAGCAGACAAAUACUUGAAUGUGGGGACCGCAGCCGCGAAUUGCCAGCCAAAACACACACAGACAGAGCUGAAACAAGGCCAAAAAUUCGUGGUGGAGGAAGGAAUGGAGGUGGUCAUGAAGGAACGAGACGAACGGCCAGAAGUGCAACUAGAAGAAGACGAAGACGGCAAGUCACUACCACUGAGCGCCAAGCACCGAAGGGGAUCGUCAUUGUCGGACAACGGACAAGAAGAUCGACGUAAAAGACAACACAUGAACCCGACGCCGCAACAACAGCAGGCACAGCAAGCCAAUAAAAAACUCAGCUAUGUUCAAAUGGCGAAAUUGGGAUAUCAAGAACUUGUCAAUGCCAUUAUUCGCCCGCCGAGGGCUGAUUAUAAGAUGGAAGCUUUGGGUCCACCGGCGUUUAAUUUCUGUGGAAAAAGAUUCACCAGAACAGACUUUACACUGAGAACAAAGCGUGGGUACAAUUUAGAAUGUUCUCAUUGGGAGCCCGUGGAAAGAGCCACGGACCGCAUUCCUGUCAUUAUCUACAUGCACGGAAACUCUUCUGCAAGAGUGGAAGUUAUUCCUCAGCUUUCCUAUCUAUUGUCCCUUGGUCUGGCAGUUUUCGCGUUUGACUUUGCCGGAUCUGGCAAAUCAGACGGGGAGUACGUCAGCCUUGGAUAUUAUGAACGAGAGGACCUGUCAUGUAUUGUGGCACAUCUACGUGCUACCAAUGUCGUUUCGACGAUUGCCUUGUGGGGGAGAUCGAUGGGAGCUGCAACGGCCCUUAUGUUUGGCGAUCGCGAUCCAAGCAUUGCUUGUAUGAUUCUGGACUCGUCCUUUGCAGAUUUGUCACAAUUGGCCGAAGAAAUGGUGGAAAAGGGUAGAGAUCAAGGCAUCAUUGUGCCAAACUUUGUAGUCAGUGUGGCUUUACGAAUGAUCCAAGGCUCUGUAAAGAAACAGGCCGGAUUCAAUAUCAAGCACAUCUCGCCCAUUGCACACUCAGACAAAUGCUUCAUUCCGGCUCUAUUUGUGGCUGGUGAACAUGACGAUUUCAUCAAAAAGCACCACUCGGAAGCAAUAUACGAAAAGUACGCAGGCGACAAAAACCUCAUCAUCGUGGAAGGCGAUCACAAUUCACCCAGGCCAAAGUUCAUGUUCGAUUCAGCUUCCAUCUUCUUACAAACGUGCCUGCAGAUUCCAAAUAUUUGGGCCCUGCCGGUACCUCCGUCAAUGAAUCUCAUGUGCCCGCCAUGGUAUUUUGAAAUGUAUCAUCGAAAGUCAUCUAGGGCAAUGCAACGGCAUUCCAAGUCUAAUGGGACAGCCAAACAACCAUCAGGUAGUACAAGAGGAGACAAGAAAGAAUCUACUGAUGGAUUUGAUCAUGAAGAAAUGGGGAUGACACAAGAACGACAACGUGUUAUUCAAGCUUCGCUGUUCAAGAUGUUGGGGCAGGCGGAUAGUGCUCCAAGUCCAGCCGAUGGCGGCACUGCAUCAAAAACAACCGAGGCAACAACAACUGCUGCUACCGCUGGUUCCAAGCCUGGUAGCUAGUAGUACGAGGAGACUCUCUGGGGUCAGGGCAGACCGAAAUUGUCCUCUCUGAAAGAUAUUUGAAGAGGCCUCACUCACUCAUUUCAUAAAGCAAUAGUGACUU
Molecule: messenger RNA, 1970 nt
Organism: Seminavis robusta
Lineage: Eukaryota; Bacillariophyta; Bacillariophyceae; Naviculales; Naviculaceae
Source: the annotation of a GenBank genome assembly